UUAGACUGCAGUGGAAGGUCCAAACAAACAUUUUCUUUACUCGUCUGCAAGUAGGUAUCGUCGUAUCGUGUUGUGGACGAAGACGAUAAAAAAAAUCUGACAGGACGUUAAAUUUGUCAAACAAAUAUGGAGUUAUUUCGCUUGAUGGUGGCGGUGAUUGGGGUCUCCGUAGCCUCGGCCUUUUUUUUCCGUAGCGGCACGCCAGUGGCCACAGCAGACGACAGAGAAGUGGAGGAGUCGUGUUUGGCCCUGGCUGACGCGGGAAGCUGUGAUUUCUACACCUGCUUCGAGCGCCGCCUGCCGUGUGGACGAGAGUGGUACAUCCUGAAAACUGGCCACUACUACUGCAACAAGAUGCAGAGACACAAGAACAGCUUUACGCCAGAGGGCCAAACUUUUAUUGACGACGCCCAGCGCUGCUUGACCCAGUCCUUGAAGGAAGUCUACAGGAGGGAAUACAUUGACUGUCACACUCUGGAACAUCAGGCAAUCGAAUCCAUAUCCACCUGCUUCAUAGAGAACGACUUCUGUGACGUGCUCCAGGCUAACGCCGACAAAUUCUUCCGUGUCUACGAGUUCUCAGACCUGUUUACACAGGGGGCCGGCAAAGUCUGGAGGCAGAUCGUCAGCCUAGCCACUAGGUGUGGUGAGCAGACCCUCAGACAAGUCUCGUCCGGCACCAUUGACAGGAUCUCCACCUUCUUCAACUCUCUGACCAGCAGCUCGAGGAAAUAAAAUCUUGGGACACGGACAGACACAGAAACAAUGUCACAAAUUGUAGCACGUGGAAUAGUUUCUGCUUGUAAAUAAAACAAUUGUAUCGUU
Messenger RNA from Physella acuta, 825 nucleotides. Its product is annotated as stanniocalcin-2. Lineage: Eukaryota; Metazoa; Mollusca; Gastropoda; Physidae. Gene Ontology annotation, biological process: intracellular calcium ion homeostasis. Gene Ontology annotation, cellular component: extracellular region. Gene Ontology annotation, molecular function: hormone activity. The record is from RefSeq and is a predicted model, not a curated record.